AUGAACACACUGUUCUGCUUUACAGAUGCUUCCACUAAAGCCUAUUCAGCAUCAUACCUCUACUCUUCAGUAAAUGGAAAAGCAACUGUCAACCUGGUGUUUUCCAAAGUACGUGUCGCCCCAGCCAAACCUCUCAGCAUUCCAAGCUUGGAACUGUUAGGUGUUCUUAUCAGAACGAGAUGCCUUAACUAUGUAACUCAACAACUUCAGUUGUCCAUGGUAGAUAGAUUUCUGUGGACUGACUCACAGUGUGUUCUUCACUGGAUGAAAACUUGUAAGCCAUUACCUGUGUUUGUUCAGAACUGGAUUAGAGAGAUUACCUCACACAUGAACAUCAAGUUUGACUAUGUGUCCACUUCACAAAAUCCCGCUGAUCUGGCUACCAGAGGUGUUCCAACAGAUGAACUUAUCCACAAUAACUUGUGGUGGCAUGGCCCAUCAUGUUGA
This is a messenger RNA of Orbicella faveolata, 447 nucleotides long. RefSeq lists its product as uncharacterized. The record is from RefSeq and is a predicted model, not a curated record. Lineage: Eukaryota; Metazoa; Cnidaria; Anthozoa; Scleractinia; Merulinidae.